AGACAUAGAAGAAGAUGACAUCCAAACAUUUCCUAUUGAUCCUGUGCAUAAUGGGCGCCAUAAGGGACGCAGUGUCUCUGAAUCUCACAACUCCAUCAGUGGAAUUUCAGAACCUCUCAGCUGUGCCCAUGGGUUGCAGUCGGGAUGUCCCGUCCAUUUUCUACUUUCUGUGUGACCUGAAUGCAGCGUGGGGCAUCAUAUUAGAGGCGUUGGCCGGGCUUGGAAUUAUCUGCUCUCUUCUACUAGCUGUUAUCUUCUUGGCACUAGCACCUUCGGUUAUGAGAGACGAGCGCAAAGGAUCCUUGGGCAUAAACUUUAUGUUCCUGUUUGGUGUCUUUGGCCUGUUCUCUCUUGUUUUUGCCUUUAUCAUUGGACCGAACACGGCAGUGUGUGAAGUGAGAAGAUUUCUAUUCGGAGUUUUGUUUGCCCUCUGCUUUGCCAGCCUGGUGGCUCACUCUGUGAGGCUGAACUACCUAGCACUACACAAUCACGGCCCAGGAGGAGGCUUGAUUUUUUUACUCGCCACUGGACUUUUCUUGGUGGAGGCUGUAAUAAAUGCAGAAUGGCUUCUCAUCACUAAUGUCCGACAUAACCUUCCAUCAGCUAUCUCAAUAGGACAUCCUUGUAAUAUAGAUAACCAAGACUUUGUGACAUCUUUAGUCUAUGUCAUGUUUCUUAUUCUAGCCGCUCUGAUUAUUCCUUGCCCGGUACUUUGCGGACACUAUUUGCCCUGGAAACGCCAUGGCAAGUAUAUUGUGGUAACUGCCUUCCUCUCUCUUUCCAUCUGGGUGAUCUGGAUUGUGAUGUACCUCUAUGGCAAUGACAAAUUAGGCCGGAGGGACUGGGAGGACCCAGUUCUUGCCAUUGCUUUAGUGUCCAAUGGCUGGGUAUUUAUUUUCUUUUACUUUAUUCCGGAACUCCUGGAAAUGACAAGGACGGGGUAUGGAUACGAGACAGAAACCCUGAACAUGAUAAAAAGGUUUGAGGAACGUCCACCUUCUUUCAUUAUGGAGAACAGGGCGUUCACUAUGGAAAACCUGGAGAUGACUGAUCACGUGGAAACUAUAAAAAUCCAAGACAAACCUGUUUCUCCGUACAGUAACUAUUGUGGACUCUAUCCAACGUUGCCUUUGUACCCAUCGGAUGUGGAGACAGUCAACCACGUACCUCUGCCGCGCAUUUCCAUGGAGCCCUGGAGAUACCGUCUGUAGGAUUCGGAUACAUCAGCAGUGGAG
Xenopus laevis (African clawed frog) is the source of this 1235-nucleotide messenger RNA. RefSeq names its product G protein-coupled receptor class C group 5 member C like gene 2 S homeolog (gene gprc5cl2.S). Gene Ontology annotation, biological process: G protein-coupled receptor signaling pathway. Lineage: Eukaryota; Metazoa; Chordata; Amphibia; Anura; Pipidae. Gene Ontology annotation, cellular component: extracellular exosome; signaling receptor complex; plasma membrane. The record is from RefSeq and is marked provisional. Gene Ontology annotation, molecular function: protein kinase activator activity; G protein-coupled receptor activity.